Messenger RNA from Synchiropus splendidus (mandarinfish), 5549 nucleotides. It is a transcript of the gene wrnip1, whose product is annotated as WRN helicase interacting protein 1. The transcript is spliced from 8 exons. Gene Ontology annotation, cellular component: nucleus. The coding region runs from base 35 to 1744 and encodes 569 amino acids. NCBI's taxonomy places the organism in Eukaryota, Metazoa, Chordata, Actinopteri, Syngnathiformes, Callionymidae. Gene Ontology annotation, molecular function: ATP hydrolysis activity; ATP binding; enzyme activator activity. Gene Ontology annotation, biological process: DNA repair; DNA-templated DNA replication; regulation of DNA repair. The record is from RefSeq and is a predicted model, not a curated record.
GUCACGUGACCCUCGCUGUGACGCGGGAAGCAACAUGGCGGAAGACUGGGUGCAAUGUCCCGUGUGUUCGAAAAGCUUUACGUCUGACGCCAUUAACGCUCAUCUCGACAUUUGUCUGAUCAGCACCGGCAGUGGCGGCGGCUCGCCAGUUGACUCCGAAGCCUCGGGACCUCCGUCAAAGAAGUUGUGCGCAGUGAACACCGCAGCGACCGCUGCUGCUGCUGCUGCUGCUUCCACCGUCUUCUCCAUGUUCCACUCCAACAAGAGCAAGAGUGAGCGCACCGGCUUCUUCUCUAAGAAGCCGAAAGGUGGCGGCGUCAAACGAGCCUUGGAGGCUGAAACAGAAGCGCGAGUGGAGCGGCCCUCGCCGGAGGAACCGCCGGUGGAUGCGGCCCCACGGGCGCUGCUGCUGAUGGACAGACCUCUGGCUGAGACCCUCAGGCCCAACUGUCUGGAGGAGUAUUUCGGCCAAAGCAAAGUUGUGGGGGAGCAAACCCAGAUCAGGCCCCUGCUGGAGUCUCAUGACAUCCCCUCCCUCAUCCUGUGGGGACCCCCGGGAUGCGGAAAGACCACCCUGGCACACAUCAUCGCCAACACCAGUAAAAAGAAGAGAACCACUCGGUUUGUGACGCUGUCUGCGACCAGCGCUUCUGUCCAUGAUGUGCGCGAGGUGAUCAAGCUGGCACAGAAUGAGCAGCGGCUUUGCAAGAGGAGAACCAUCCUGUUCAUCGACGAAAUCCACCGCUUUAACAAGUCACAACAGGACACUUUCCUUCCUCAUGUGGAGUGUGGAACCAUCACCUUGAUCGGUGCCACCACAGAGAAUCCUUCCUUCCAGGUGAACGCAGCCUUACUCAGCAGAUGUCGGGUUCUUGUGCUGGAGAAGCUGUCGGUGGAGGCGAUGGGUUCUAUCCUCAACAGAGCUGUGACUGCGCUUGGAAUCAAGGUGUUGCCUCAGGGUGAAAGCGAGGUCAAAGAUCAAGACGAGGGAGACCAGCCAUCGAUUUACAUGGAGCAAAAAGCUCUGGACACCGUGGCCCACUUCUGUGACGGUGAUGCUCGGGCAGGACUCAACAGUCUGCAGCUUGCUGUCCAGGCUCAGGUGCGCUUGUUCCAGUCACAGCUGUCAGGACCAGCUGGACCUUCAGAAACCAGCAUACUAGUGAGGGAGGAGCACAUCAAGGAAAGUCUGCAGAGGUCUCACAUUCUCUAUGACAAGGCGGGGGAAGAGCACUACAACUGCAUAUCGGCGCUGCACAAGUCCAUGCGUGGCUCUCAUGAGAACGGCGCUCUCUACUGGCUGGGUCGCAUGCUGGAAGGCGGCGAGGAUCCUUUGUAUGUGGCCCGCAGACUGGUGCGCUUUGCCAGUGAGGAUGUAGGGAUGGCCGACCCUGCCGCUCUUCCUCAAGCCGUCGCUGCCUUUCAGGCCUGUCACUUCAUCGGGAUGCCCGAGUGCGAGGUGAUUUUAGCUCAGUGUGUGGUCUAUCUCUCCCGAGCUCCCAAAUCUGUGGAGGUCUACAUGGCCUACAGGAACGUGAAGGCCUGUCUGAGGAGCCACAAGGGCCCACUGCCCCCUGUUCCUCUCCACCUGAGAAAUGCUCCCACGAACCUGAUGAAGCAGCUGGGCUAUGCUAAAGGCUACAAGUACAACCCUGCGUUCAGCGCAGCGGUGGAGCAGGACUACUUACCUGUGGAGCUGCGGGGGACAGACUUCUUCACCUGGACGCCCGCUGACCUCGAAUGAGCCGCUGUAACUAUGUUCAUUGUUUAUUCCACAUUUAUGGAGCCAAUGUAUAAAAAGUACUUCGCCAUUCCAAUAAAUCAAAAUGUACUACAUCUGUCUUCAUCGCCAUGUCACGGGUUCAACUGUUUUAGGAAUUUUGAGGACUGGAACAGAGUAUUAUUAUCAUUUUAAGAAAAGUUGUGUUGCGUUUUUUAGCAUAAAUUUGUAAUGCUAAAUAUAUAUAUAUAUAUAUUAUUUAUAUUAUAUAUAUAAAUAUUAAUGUGUCUUGCAUAAUAUUCAAGGGUGGAUUUUCUUCACAUUGUAUUAAAUGGCUACAAAUACUAAACACUAAUUUUUAUUUUAAUCAAAAUGGAUGUAAAUAUAUGAAUAACCAUUUCUGAUAAAUUAUUAAAUUAUUAUAUGGACAAAAAUAUGAUCUGAAAAUAAAUAUCAACAAAAAAUAUUUGUUUCAUCGACAUAUUUCUAAAAUAAAUUCUAGCUAUGUGAAGAAUAGUUUUGGAAAUUUCAAUAAUUUGAAAGUUAUUUCAUGAAAUGCUUUUUGAGCAACAAGAUGUUUCACCCCAGAAAAAUGUUUCUCACAAGUGAAGAUUACUUUUAAAUGUCGAUAAAUAAUAGCACAAGGAAUGCACUUCCUUUUUAAGAAAAGUGUCUUUUGCUUGUGAAAUAUUUUGCACACUGUUGUCACGUCACCACAUGUUGUGAGAUUCAUUGAACCCCUGAUUUCCCUUUGUAUAAAAAUGCACAGACUCCAAAGAUAAACCUUUUAUUGUGCUACCUCAGGGAGGGUACUUUCAGUUUUUGGACAUGGUCUGUUGAAGUAAGUAGAGGUUUGAGUUGCACAUGGUUUUGUUAUCGAUGGUUUUGAAGUUGUCUCUGCCUCACCUCAGUGAUCCACGGGAUGAAUGAGGCCACGCGUGUGAAGACUGUGGGUUUCUUCAGAGUGUUGCACCCACGUCCGUCCACAAAGCUUGUCACUCCCUGGACGUACCAUCUGCCAUCCCUGCCUUGGCAGUUGAGGGGGCCGCCGGAGUCGCCCUGUCAGGUCAGAUAGAGGAGCCGUGUCACUUGCCUCCAGAGGAAUCUGUGGCUGGCAGCUCUUGAAACGCAACAGACAGUGGCGUCCGUUCUGUCAAAGUGAAGGUGAGGCAAGCAGGGCAGCACUCAGUCAUGUGACUUCGCAGUAGUGGGUGGAGCACGUCCCUCACCAGGCUCACCAGGUUGCCAGUUCACGUCUGGCCGAAGCCUUCUACAUUCAUUUUUAAUUAGAAUUCAUGCAUUUUCCAUGAGCCAGUUGGAAAUAUCAAACUAAAUGGCAGGGCCAUUCACUGUGUUUUUAACGUUCACUCAACAUCCCAAAAGGACCCUGAUGGAACAAAUCAGUUCCUCUCCAUAUUGGGUUAGCUAAAUGACAAGCCUGCCUACGCUACUUGCUCCGCUGGGGCGACGUUGGGCCGUCGCCUGCCUCCUGGUGAGAGAGGGAUCCCGAGUUCCGUAGUUCCUUCCUUUCCUUGUUAUGGUGGCAGUACAGCCAACGAUGGCCCAGCUCUGACCUCUCACGGGGGCAGUUGCACUUCACUUCUAUGUAUUCAAGCAGUGCAUGUUGAAUUCUAUCUCCCCUGGAGCCAAGGACUUGACAUCGACAUCAUUCUGAAAUCGAAAAGGUAUUUAACCAUAGGAAUCAGUGGUUGUAAAAUGGUACUUUCUGAACUCAGUUCUAUAUUGGUGUAGCAGUUUAGAAAACAAGUGCAAACACGUCAAUGUAACAGAAAUGCAACUUACUCUGACGCUUGCAACAUUAUCGCGGUAUGAUGGAAAUCUCACUGGUCAUGAACUACAGUACGUAUUGACUGAUCAUACGGUAUAUUGUUUGUUUUUUCUCCCCCCAGCGCGGAGGUGGUGCUUUUUAGCCAAAGAGUGUCAUGUGGCUUUGUCUUUGUAAAAGAAUGAAUCAAACGCUGUGUUAACUGUGGUGCAGUGUCACUGUGCACGGCUGAAGAGAACACGCGGCAACAAGGCCACACAAUAACCACACGUCGUGUGUCCUGUCUCGAGACAGAACCCCUUGUGUGAAAGCACCCGAAGAGGAGUCACGUGCCUUGAAACAACCGGGUGCUAGUUUUCCAGUGUGAUGAUUGGUUGCCACACCUCAUCUCUGGCUUCAAUAAAAGACUGAGGUGGGUGAGCGCUCACGCUCAGUUCCUCAACGUCAGCUGGAGGCCCUGGUUUGACCCUCACGAGUGAAAAGAGCGUCUUUACUGGCCUGAAUUCUGUUCCCUUUUGAAUUGCCAUUGAAGAUCUCCGCAGGUUUCCCUGGCAGUCUUACGUGACAUGCGGACUCGCUCUCUCCUCCCGCGCACACCAUGGUGGUCUUGGCAGAACUUCCCCACCAGUCAGACCGACUGCACACGCUGUGUUCCACCACUGGGAGGCGCGCCUGCUGCAGUCUGCUUGCCCGAGGACCACCAGCUGGAACAGGACAUCAACUGGCUUCAGCAAGGCGAUGUCACUGCUACAGACAAAAACAACAACUCUGGCAACCCGCUGUCUCCAUCCAAUACAAUCAGGAAAACCACAUUUCCGUGCUUUCGCUCAGUGAAUACAAGCUCUGACUUGGCGCUCAAGACCAGGGCGGCUCGCCUCGCGCCCAGCAGGAGCCUCUCUUUAGGCCUGCACCCGUGCUGUGAGGACCCCUGGCGGGCCGCGAGUGUGAGGCCCUCGUGCUGCACCCCUCAACCCCAGUGGAAUCAAGAAGUGACACGGAAACGGAGGGGGCAGUAAAAAGGCCGGUUUGUAACCAAGACAAGUGAAUCCGCCUCCGAUCCAAGCGACUUUGAGUUCCGGGGCGAAACCCGCCACGUUCCAGACCACCAUUCACGGUGUGUUACUCGUGUGUUUGGAUGUUUGCACUUCUUUUUCAUGCGUUUAAUUAGGUGCGGUCUCAUCGCAUGGUGGCGUGCUGCGAGCGCCAGUUUGUCUGCGGCGGAAAGUCAAACUCACCCGCAGGAUGGACAGUUGUCGUUCCACUGCGGAUGCAGGAUCAUCUUUUCCACCCUGAUGGACUGUUCAGGACCCUCCUCCUGGCUCAUGUCGUGCUCCGCGAGGACCACCCGGUACGUGUGGAAGCUGGAGCGAGGAAACAAGUUCAUCUGAAGCCACACCAGAGACACCUGGAGCACUCCAGCCACGAGGCAGGUGCCGAGGUGACCCGGGCGGGAGGGACGUACGUGAUGCAGUGGGCCGCGGUCAGAACCCAGUUUGCUGCGAUGAGGCUGCCUCCACAUGUGGGGUAGAAGGACUCGAGGGAGACCUGCCACGGCCAGCUGUGCGGCCGAGCUUCGACGCCAUUGACCACGCGCGACGUGUCGGGCCUGUGGCUGGGCUCGCCGCACCCGGACACUGGGAGACACGGACUGUUGACUCCUCACCCUGAUGGCGGUGUGGCCUCACUAACUCACCAGCUGUCACCAGCAUCAGCAGGACAAAGGCAGCUUCCAUUGGUAAUGCGCUCAAAGUCUCCUCGGCACCUGUUUAUGGACUGGAGUGGAGACAAGCCGUGGGAGUCUGGCCUCCACUCUCCAGGUGAUGUCAACACAGUGGCCUCCGUCACAACUGAUAGCACAAGUGGAUUCUGUAAACGUCUUUGUGUUCGUGUCCUAAAGCAAUCAAUGUUAUUCCUUUAAAUACCUGGGCCUGUCUUUAAUUGAGCCCAAUACAUGAAUCCACUGAACAUAGCUUUUGUGCUCAACGAUACUUACGAAAUUAAUCAUAGAAAAUACUCACGCUCAAAAAUAACGACGUCACGACU